AUGUCGUCCGCCAAAGUCAAGACCGGCCAGCUCUGGGGCAAGAGCAAAGACGACCUCGCGAAGCAGCUCGAUGAAUUGAAGACCGAGUUGGGCCAACUGCGCGUCCAGAAGAUCGCCGGAGGUUCCGCGUCGAAACUCACCAGAAUCCACGAUCUCCGCAAGUCCAUUGCAAAGGUCCUCACAGUCAUCAACGCCAACCAACGCUCGCAACUCCGCCUUUUCUACAAGAACAAGAAAUACCUCCCACUCGACCUCCGAGCAAAGAAGACCCGCGCCAUCCGACGACGACUCACCCCACACCAGGCCGCCCUUAAGACCGAGAAGCAGAAGAAGAAGCUGAUGCAUUUCCCUCAGAGGAAAUAUGCCGUCAAGGUACGUAUCUCGCAAGGCGACGGACACGCCUCGGCAGUCAAUAGCUACAACAUGGAUGCUAAUCGCGACUCCGCAUAUAGGCAUAAACGUUUCGUUUUUCCUCCUGGUUCAAGUUUCUAA
This is a messenger RNA of Arthroderma uncinatum, 492 nucleotides long. Its product is annotated as 60S ribosomal protein L35. NCBI's taxonomy places the organism in Eukaryota, Fungi, Ascomycota, Eurotiomycetes, Onygenales, Arthrodermataceae. The coding region runs from base 1 to 492 and encodes 163 amino acids. The record is from RefSeq and is a predicted model, not a curated record. Gene Ontology annotation, molecular function: structural constituent of ribosome; mRNA binding. Gene Ontology annotation, cellular component: ribosome; cytosolic large ribosomal subunit. Gene Ontology annotation, biological process: translation; maturation of LSU-rRNA from tricistronic rRNA transcript (SSU-rRNA, 5.8S rRNA, LSU-rRNA). The transcript has 3 exons.